UAAGAUGGCGUCCAGCCGUUCAACAACUGCAUGAACACUGGACAACAAUAGAGACCGCGCACUGUGGCAGAGUUUAUUUUUUAUUGCUGUUUUGCUUUCGUGUCUUGUUAAACGCAUGUAUGCAAAUCGCGAGGGGGUAAUUUAACACUUUUGAAUGAAAAUAUAGUUUAUAAUGCUUUGUUUAAAGACUGGCUAGCAGACAAGCUAGGCUACAUCCGUAGCUCCAAUGUAACGUAAACGGUGAUGAUCAGCAGUUAGCCGCACUGCUACUUUAAAAGUUACUUUUAUUACGAAAACUUACCGUCAACUUUAGAAAUGCGUAUUUUUGCGCUGAAUGCAUGAAAUACGUACAGAUUAUAUCGUUUUAAAAUCGGAAAAAAAACGCUUGAACGUUUUACAAGUUUUUAAAAGUUUUUUCUCAAACUAAAUGGAGGAGAAGUCUGCGCGACCUUAUAUUGGUAAUAUUUUGCUUUAAGGGAAGAAAUGGCGUUUUAUUUGACGGGAUGCUUUAAGUAAGCGUAAUGUAAAUAUUUUUAAUAUCUACGCAAGUUACAUUUUCAUUAAAGACCAUUGAGACUGAGCUCGAAUAUUUUCUAAACAGUUUUGAAAAACAGUUGUGUUGUGUAUAUUCGUUUCAAAUAAACUUUUUGCUAGAGCUAUUUCGUAUCUGAACACAAGUGUACAGAUCUGAAUUGAUGUGCUUGUGGUUUCUUCGUGAGGAUGCUGAUGUAGUGGUAAAAUGGAGGCGGCUGAGUGUGUUUUGUAAAGACACUAACACACUGAAGCAGCUCGACCAGGUCGUUAUCGACGCUCGAGUAAGUUUUUAAACACGCUGUUGUUCUGGAUGAUGGCGGACUUUGUGGUGCCGGGGCACAGCGCGGUGGUGGAGCGGCUCCGGCGGCGGAUCGAACUUAUUCGGAGGCAUCACAGCAACUCUGAGUACCGCUAUGAGAAAACGGCGACGGAGCGGCUGGAAAUGGACAGGCAGCAGACCUUCGCGAUGCAUCAGCGCUGUCAGCAGACCAAGGCCAAACACAAGAACAAGCAAAGACAGCCGCAAGCGGCGAGCGCGGACCCAGUGCCGCAGAGGGGGACGGGCGGCGGAGGCGCGGAACUGGUGGAUGGGGGGACCGGGACGCCCGGUGAGCAGAGCAGAAACAGCACGCUGAUCGCGUUGCAGGAGACAGUCAAGAGGAAAUUGGAGAAUGCUGGUUCUCCUCUUGGCCAUGAGCAUGGUUUCGGUGAUGGAUACCCACCCUCCAAAAAUGCCUGUGUUAAGGAUUCACUAGGAGGUCUUAAUGGUGUUAAGAAUGGUGUGGUGCCAUCUCUUUCACCCAUAGAAACUAAACACAGCUCAAGAACUGACUCCAUAGUGCCCAAUGACAACCACAGGGUAGUUGCAGGUAUGCCUAAUGGUGCAGACAUAACCGACAGUGGUAUGUCAUGUGACCCAGUGUCAGAUUUUCAUCUCAAAGAAAUGAAGCAGGAGCCAGUAGAUGAUAUUUUGCCAUGCAUACUGCAUACUGGAGGUGCAAGUGGCAGCAACAACCUGUUCCCUGACCUUAACCUCAAUGAUCAGGACUGGACUGAGAUUAUGGAGGAGUUCAAUCGCUCUGUUCCAUAUGAGGACAUUCAGGAGCUCUUCAGUGUUGGUUUUGGAGAUCGAAAAGACCCAGAUGUCCUGUCCACCGGUAAAGCUCUGGGCUUGAUACCUCCAGAUCUGGCCAGUGUGAAGACUGAAUUUCCUCCUGCCUCUGCUACCUCUACCUUUGAUCAGGACUCCUGCACUGGUUCUCCUCUGGUAAGACCCACCUCGUCUGGACCUUUGUUGCAGACCAACCCUCCAUUAACAGCUCCGCCCACAUCCCCAGCCCUGCCUGUGCCGCAACAUCCAAAACAGCCUUCUAUUCAGCCCACCAGACCUCUCCAGAAUCACCUUUUGCCCGGGCCACCCAAAGACAUGUCCCCUGCACAACAGCUGCAGCAGUUAGCAGCACGUGAACAUCACAGAACGCAGAUAUUACAAAGCCAGCCGCAGCAUGUAGUUCAAAAACAGCAGCAACAGCAAGCAACACAAUUCCGCCAGCAGCCAAACCACCCUUCGUCUUGGCCUCAAAACACACCUACCCAAAGUCAACUGGGUGGGACUUUCCGGAUUGAGAAGCCCACUAGCCCUUCCUUGUACCCUAAAAACCUCCCCAAACCCCAAACCCUUCUCAUGCCAGGCCAGCAGCCUAAUAAGAGCUCUUCCAAGCCGGCCACUUCAGUAGGGUACAUGCAGUCUGCUGGAGGUGGCAACAUACAAAGCCAUCCAGCAGCUCCUAUGGGUCCCCUUAACCACCCACCCAACCCAGGGGGGCAAGCAGCAAUGUUGGACUACAGUAAUACAAAACCUUUGUCCCACUAUGAGGCUGGAGUGCCGGGGGCCUCUAAGGGCCCUCCCACCACACAGAACAAACCAAACCAGGCAAACCUUAACCUUAUGCGACAUCAACAAAUGCAGAAGCAUAGGCCACCGGGCAUAAACUUCCUACCAGCACACAUUCAACACACUUCGGAGCCAGGGUCCUACAACACCCCUCCCGUUCCUGGCAACACCAUGACGCCACAACCAAGCGCCAACAGUGUUUCGGGUAACCAUGGUAAUGCAGCAUACAUGAAGCAGCAGCAGAUGCAUUUGAGCCAGCAGCAAAAACAGUUCCUGCAGAGACAGAUGAUGGCUGAACAGGAGAAACAGAGGCAGCAACAAGAACAGCAGUUGCAGAGGCACCUGACCCGUCCACCACCCCAAUACCAGGACCAACAGAACCAGCAGGCCAAGCAGAGCCCAUUCCAACAACAGCAACAGGUGUCCCAGUUCACAGGCACAUCACAGACAAUCGUUAAUGUAAACUCUUGUGGUCCUGCCCCAGGAGCUCAGCAAAUGUUCUCUCAGACACAAAGCAUGAUGGGAAUGGGUGUGGGCAAGAGUGGCGGCCCCCCUCCUGGAGCCCCUUCUGUUGCCAGUCAAGCAGAUAUGAAUCUCCCACCCUGUGCAGGUGGUCUUGAUGUCAUCUAUGGGAACAUGCCUCUGCAUUCCUCCCACCCCAACCAACAGAGACCACUAGUACAAACUAUGUCUGCUGCCUACCGUCAGAACAUUUUAACAGUCCAGCAGCAACCACAUUUGAAGAGCCACCCCAACACUGCCAUGCUAAAACAACAACAUAAGCACCUAGUUCGCCUACCUAAUAGCAUGCCCAAUGUCAUGGCUAAUAACAUGAGCUCUUCCAUGCCAUCCAGUAUUCAAGGUGCCUUGCCCACACAGCCCCAACCCUGGCAGCAGCAGGCCCAGCAGCAUCCUGGUCUGCAACAAGCGAUGGGGUCCCAGCCAGGCUGUGUUAAUGGGAGCAUGACUGCAGGCUUUCCAAACUCUGGCUUCCUUGCGCAGUCAAGGAUGACUAAACUUCCCAACAAUGCCCCAUUUUCCCAGGUUGGAAUGGGUAAUAGUGUGGCUGGAAGAUCCCUGGCUGGCAUGAACCCUGGACAUAUAAUGCCUAAUAUAAAACAACAACGGACAAAUAACCCUGCCAUGGAGCAGCACAUGCCUCCUUCCAACCAGCAGACUCCCCAGCAAGGCCAACCGGUGUCUCAAACCCAGCAGGUUCUGACCGAUCUUGGGCCUUUUAGCCAGGCUCAGACUGUACCCAGCUGCACUGCAGGGCUUCAAAGCAAUCAAACCUAUCUUAACAGGACAGCCAGUCAGCAACUUCAGUUUGGCUACAACAGCCAAUCAAGUGGCAGCUUGUCUGGAUUCCCUGCUGCAACUGAGCUGGACUCACUGUUGAAAAAUCAUUCAACCCAGGAGUGGAUGGAUGAUUUAGAUGAGCUGUUGGCCAGUCACCAAUGACUGACACAUACUGACCAAUAACAGACUUUUUAAGCAAAUGUUGGUGCCUUUGAUGGGGGGGUAGAAUGGAUUUACUGGUCGUAUAGUUGUCAGAAUGUCUGUUUCCUCUACUGAGUAUGUACUUGGUCCUGUGCUGAACUCAUAUUGAAUUACAUAAACCAAGAGCCUAGUAGUAUUGAAAUGUUGUCUGGGCUAAAAAUAUUGAGGAGGAAAAUGCUCUACUACUGAACCUGUGGCUCAUUAAAACCACUGAAUUUUACUAUAUGAUAAGUGUAUGCAAAGAAAAAAAAAUUCCACUGCGUUUAUUUGCAUUGCCUGUAGGCAUGCGGAGAGUAUUUUAAAUAUGAGUAGUCCCUUUAAACAGCCUCACAAGCCUUCAUUUUGCACUCUGUAGUUGCAUAACCGAUUUACACAUGCAACUGAAUAUGCAAGUAAAAAGUGUGGUCAAUUACUUAAAGUAAAAGAUCACCCAAAAGUAAGAAUUCUGUCAUGAUGUAUCCGCUCUCCUGUGUUUUAGAACGUUCUUUGCAGCUGAAACUGAGCUCUGUAGUUGUAAGUUUAUUUGCUGUCACAUAACUCCUUUGUCAUAUAGAUUUGGUGAAAUGGUGGUAUGGAAAAGCAAUGUUUGAAAUCAGGACUGACCUGUCAAGGCUAAAAUGUAACAUGCAAUGUGUUAUAUUCCUUUUUACUUUCUGUAAGUAAUACAGUGAGUCAUUCAGGUUUGAAAAGAUGUAAACGUGAGUAAAUAAUUUGCGUUUUCAUAUUUAAGUGAUGUAACCAAUCACGUUCAAAAACCUCUAUUCAAAUCAGUUGCGAUCCGUGAAUCCUCUUCAGGGGAAGCAUUAAUGCGAAGCUCGGCAGAACAUGUUUUUAGCCCGUCAUUUGUGUGGCGGGUCAUGUCAAAAUAUGUGCCUGCAGCAGAUGGGUUGAAAGGGUUUUUAAUAAAAGAGACACUCGCGUUUGCUAGAUACUCGUGUAAUCAGAGUUAAGUGUUAACGCAGUGUCUUCUGAACGUGAGCGUUUCUUUGAUCCUUUUUGACUCGCCUGCAGCAGGCACGUAUUUUGACAUGAUGCACAUAGGUUCACGUGAAGCGCUGAACACGUAUUUUGAAUUCCUGCUUCUCAUGAAGAGGAGGCACCGAUUGCCACUGCUUCAAAUGUAGUUUCACACAUUGUAAGAAUUGGAUGCUUUGACAGGUUGUGUGAGCUUAUAUGAUUAAGACUGUGGAGCAGUUUAGAACACUACAAUGAUAAAGUGAAAGUGUGUAUCUCUAUGUGGUAUUUGAUGAUUCAUAUUACACUUUUUUUUACUUUGAAAAGCUUUGUUAUAAACUUAUGCAUUGGUUAGAGGGUUAAUAUUGCAUGAAUAAGUGAUACCUGCAUAAUGGCUGACGGGAGUUAUUUUAUAUAUUAUGUAUGUAGUUCUUAUUGUUCAGGAGAAGAUAGAUCUUAUUUUUAUAUGUACAUUAUUGACAAAGUUUUGUAAGUAUUUUAGACUUUUUUAUUGUUCUUUGUAAACAGGAGUAUGAUGUAAAUAUAGCUCUUUAGAAAUUGA
This is a messenger RNA of Triplophysa dalaica, 5444 nucleotides long. RefSeq names its product mastermind-like transcriptional coactivator 1 (gene maml1). The record is from RefSeq and is a predicted model, not a curated record. NCBI's taxonomy places the organism in Eukaryota, Metazoa, Chordata, Actinopteri, Cypriniformes, Nemacheilidae. The transcript is spliced from 5 exons. Gene Ontology annotation, cellular component: nucleoplasm; nuclear speck. Bases 845 to 3889 code for a protein of 1014 amino acids. Gene Ontology annotation, molecular function: transcription coactivator activity. Gene Ontology annotation, biological process: positive regulation of transcription of Notch receptor target; Notch signaling pathway.